CGCAUUACACCAGAGAGUGAGAGGCAGAGAGUACAACCAUUGUUUUCGAACAAAAACUGGAAACUUCCUUCAAGAAUCGAUCGUUUCGUCGGGAAAUUCAAACUCAAACUGUGGACUCACCGGUACCGGAAGAUGCCAGUGACGGAGAGAGAGCGGCCGCUGUUGGCGACGGAGGAGAGAGCUUACGAGGAGGCGGAGAAAGUGCUCGUAGUCGGGGUCGACGAGGACCAUGACGCUGACUACGAGCUCAGCGGCUCGCCCCGGUUCUCGUGGCGGAAGCUCUGGCUCUUCACCGGACCCGGGUUCCUCAUGAGCAUCGCCUUCCUCGACCCGGGAAAUCUCGAGAGCGAUCUCCAGGCCGGAGCCAUCGGCGGGGGCUCUCUCCUGUGGCNNGUGAUGUGGGCGACGGCGAUUGGGUUGUUCGUCCAGCUCCUAUCGGCUCGUCUCGGGGUCGCCACGGGCCGACAUCUGGCGGAGCUCUGUCGGGAGGAGUACCCUACGUGGGCGAGGAUGGUUCUGUGGAUCAUGGCGGAGGUUGCUCUGAUCGGCGCCGAUAUACAGGAGGUUAUCGGAAGUGCCAUAGCCAUCAAGAUUUUGUCUAAUGGGUUUAUCCCUCUCUGGGCUGGAGUUGUCAUCACAGCUCUCGAUUGUUUCAUCUUUCUGUUCCUGGAGAACUACGGCAUAAGGAAACUAGAGGCUGUGUUUGCUGUCCUAAUUGCAAUUAUGGCAAUUUCUUUUGCUUGGAUGUUUGGUGAAACAAAGCCAAGUGGAACAGAACUCCUUGUCGGAGUCCUGGUCCCAAAGCUCAGCUCAAGAACAAUAAAACAAGCUGUGGGUAUCGUAGGAUGCAUUAUCAUGCCUCACAAUGUGUUCUUGCAUUCCGCACUCGUGCAGUCCCGGGAAAUUGACCCGAAAAAGACGUAUCGGGUCAAAGAAGCGCUCAUGUACUACACCCUCGAAUCAACCGGCGCCCUCGUAGUUUCGUUUAUAAUAAACGUCUUUGUGACCACAGUGUUUGCGAAAUCGUUCUUCGGGACAGAAAUAGCAGAGAGUAUUGGACUUGUCAAUGCAGGGCAAUACCUACAAGACAAAUAUGGGGGUGGGGUUUUUCCGAUACUCUAUAUAUGGGCCAUCGGGGUGUUAGCCGCGGGUCAGAGUAGUACUAUCACCGGUACUUAUGCGGGGCAGUUCAUAAUGGGAGGAUUUCUGAACCUCAGGCUGAAGAAAUGGUUAAGGGCCUUAAUAACACGGAGCUUUGCGAUUGUCCCGACCAUGAUAGUGGCCCUUGUUUUCGACUCGUCAGAAUCUUUGCUUGAUGAGAUGAACGAAUGGCUGAAUGUUCUGCAAUCUGUUCAGAUACCCUUUGCUCUUAUUCCCCUCCUUUGCUUGGUCUCUAAGGAGCAAAUCAUGGGCAGUUUCCGAAUCAAACCCUUUGUCCAGGCGGUAGCCUGGAUUGUGGCAGCGCUGGUGAUAGCCAUUAACGGGUAUCUUCUAGUGGAUUUCUUCUCAGGAGCUGUAACGGGCGUGGCAUUUCUUACAGUGGUAGUCAUCGUCACCAUUGCGUAUGUCGUGUUCGUGCUUUACCUCAUCUCACACGGCGUAUCCUUCACUCCAUGGCGCCUGGUUGCUCCAUCAUCUAAACAAACACUGACAGAUGCCGUCGAAUAAUCUGCCUGCCCAUACAUCUGUAGUAGUGGAAUUAGUCUUCCAAUCUUUCAGGAGGCAUGUCUGAAGAGUGAUGGAUUGGUCGGAGGAACAACAGACAAAGUUGUUUCCAGAUGUUGUUGUCAUGUUCCUUGUUGUCCAAGGAAUUGCAGCCAACCGCUUCAAAAGAAAAUUGGAGGCAUGAUGUUGUAGGAAUAUCUUCCUAUUUCGGCUUCUAUGAUAAUGUAAGAACGAAUUUUCCAUGUAGAAUAAUUAUCAAUCAGUGGAUGGAAAAAUACGUGUUUCAUAGUCAUAAUCUCAUUAUCAUUCAAGACA
This is a messenger RNA of Tarenaya hassleriana, 1980 nucleotides long. Its product is annotated as metal transporter Nramp4-like. Gene Ontology annotation, cellular component: vacuolar membrane. The record is from RefSeq and is a predicted model, not a curated record. Bases 133 to 1668 code for a protein of 511 amino acids. NCBI's taxonomy places the organism in Eukaryota, Viridiplantae, Streptophyta, Magnoliopsida, Brassicales, Cleomaceae. The transcript has 5 exons. Gene Ontology annotation, biological process: defense response to bacterium; positive regulation of reactive oxygen species metabolic process; metal ion transport. Gene Ontology annotation, molecular function: manganese ion transmembrane transporter activity; cadmium ion transmembrane transporter activity.